ACACAAACUUUGUCUAUGACAACUUGACAAUCAUGGCGAGCACGUCGAGAAUUGAAGCGAAUAAAGUGGUGUGCUAUGCUCAUCCCGACGCCCCACUUAUUGAGGACUACAGGGCAGGGGACAUGAUAUGUUCGGAAUGCGGUCUUGUAGUUGGUGACAGAGUUAUAGAUGUUGGGUCAGAGUGGCGUACGUUCAGCAAUGAGAAAUCAGGCGUGGACCCUUCCCGUGUUGGUGGGCCGGAAAACCCCCUAUUGUCUGGAGGUGACCUGUCCACCAUCAUUGGGCCCGGCAGAGGUGACGCUUCAUUCGACAGCUUCGGAGUCUCCAAGUACCAGAACCGAAGGAACAUCAGCAGCACCGACAGAGCCCUCAUCAACGCCUUCAGGGAGAUAAACACAAUGGCAGACAGGAUAAACUUACCCAAAACUAUUGUAGACAGGGCUAACAAUUUGUUCAAACAGGUGCAUGAUGGCAAAAACUUGAAGGGAAGAGCGAAUGAUGCCAUCGCAUCUGCCUGUCUGUACAUAGCUUGUCGACAGGAAGGAGUGCCUCGUACGUUCAAAGAAAUCUGCGCUGUCAGCAAAAUAAGCAAGAAAGAGAUAGGCAGAUGUUUCAAGCUCAUCCUCAAGGCUCUGGAGACCUCGGUGGAUCUGAUUACAACUGCUGAUUUCAUGUCCCGGUUCUGUUCAAACCUGGGCCUGCCCAAUUCGGUACAAAAGGCAGCCACGCAUAUCGCAAGGAAAGCUGGGGAGCUGGAUAUUGUGUCUGGACGCAGCCCUAUCUCGGUCGCAGCAGCUGCUAUCUACAUGGCUUCACAGGCAUCGGAAGACAAACGAAGCCAGAAAGAGAUCGGUGACAUCGCUGGAGUAGCAGAUGUGACCAUCCGGCAGUCUUACAAACUAAUGUAUCCGUUUGCUGCCAAACUGUUCCCCGAUGACUUCAAGUUCGCAACUCCCAUCGAGUUCCUCCCGCAGAUGUGAGAGAGAGAGCCGAAUAGUAAUUGUACAGACACGUUUUACAUUCUGACACAUUUCAGCAUUCUUUUGAAAGGUAACUUUUCACAAAUAUAUUUAGCAAGAAGGAAAACAAACUACAAUGUUAUUAACUUUGCAAGAUUAGUGUAUGAUGUUAACGCUGUGAAAAUAACAAUGAACAUGAAAAUAAUUAUUACACAGUUUACUUAACUCACUCAGUAGUUAACUCACAAAACAAAAUGAUAUAUUUUAUUACUAGGCAGUGAAUUAUUGCACUAAUUGCUGUUUUCUUUUAAAUCAUUUUCUGUCAUUUAUUUUUUAUUGCACUUGAUCCGUUGGUCUCAUUCUUUUACCUGCUCUUUCAUUAUUUUGUAUUGAAAAAUAUAAAACACGAUAAUUUUUUUUAGAAGAUUAGUAUUCUUCAUCUAAUGCAAGUUACCUUAGUAUGAAUUACUAUUAUCUUAUUUUUCUUUUUGAUGUUUAUGAGAGGUUAUUUAAAAUAUUUAAAUAAUAAAUAAAUUUGCACUUGUAUUUCAAGAACAAAGUAAUUUUAGUACUUUGGAGAGGUCCUUAGGAUGUAAAAAUAUUUCUAAGGAUCUUUAUUUUCGGUUUAAGCUAAGCACUUAUUGUAAAGCAUUACGAUUGGCAUAACUAAAUUAUUUGUAUUACACUUUUAGGUAGCAAAAUAUGUAGCAAUAAGUUCAGCUAAAAAUUUGUAGUCCGUUUCAUUUACUAAGGAAGGAAAAAGAUGUCCCUAAUUAAAGAGGCAAGGAACAUAAGGUUACAAUUGCGAUAUUUUUCCAUUACCAAGUUUAAGACAAGACUUAAAAUGUAACACCAGCGUCUGGCAUACGGAUAAAUGCAAAAAUAACUAAAUAAAUAAAACUUUAUUGUCACCGAACAGAAAAAUAAACACAUACAUAAACUCUAUGCUUAUGCACAGGCUGGGCAGACUCGAACCGCUUACCACCGUGGCAUACACAGGCCUGCAAUUUUGUUCGUCACCGUCCCUAUUGCCAUACAAAAUUUUACAUCUCAUAAAAAGUAUAAAACGUCAAAUUUAUGCCGCUUGUAUGCCAGAAGCUUAAAUCUGAAAAUAAUGUUGGGUUCCUACACAAUAAAACUACAUGUAUUCAUUAAUAAUUACAUAUAAUAUUGUUGUUGAAACACAUGUAUUACUUACGAUUCUCUGAAUUGCAUAGAUGUAAGAUUUUCUUGUGCAUCCAACCGCCGUUGGAUAUGUGAUGUAUAAAUAAUAUCUUGUUUGUUGUUAAGGUGGUAUGUAAUUUAUAAUGUUAUAAAACGAAAACCGAAAAAAAUACUUAGGAUAGCGCUAGUUGUAGAUGAAAGCAUGUUGCCAGUACUGAAAGGGUAAUGUUUGAUGGUACCAAAAUAAAAUAAUAAAACUGACUGUAAUCAAAGAUGCCUUAAACCAAUAGCUUUGUUAAAGAUGCAGCAAAUGUGACCAUAUUGCUUGUAUGUAGUCAUUGAUCUAUUUAUACUUAUAACAGUUGACUCUUAGACCUAUUCUCUGAAAGUAGUAAUAGUCAUAAAUGAUUAUUGCAUCAUGUAUUUUUAUUGUAGUAUUUUUCAAUUAGCACAUUAUCAAGCAAUGUGCAGCAUGGCAACACUAAGAUUACUGGUACCGAGUAACGUAUGUGUUGCCCUUAUUAUAUUCACGACGUUGUAACUUUUUACUAUGUAUUAAAUAUUAUAGAUCCAUGGCUAGAUAAAGCAUUGUUGUUACAAUUUUAGUGAAAUAGAAAAGAGAGAUAGCCAAUGAUAUUAAAGAACUAUAGAUAUGUUACGUUCAUAGAAAUUACGAUUUGAAUCCGUGCCGAGCUAUUCCAAAUUGCACACAUUGACAAAUGUUACUGAUAAGUGAAACAAAAGAUACGAAAUAGCACGCAAAUGAAAGAGAUAGCUAUAGUUUUAACGAUUCUGCACUAACUAAUCUAUGUCCGCAGCGCACGCAUCCUUAUCGCUCUAACGUCAAAACAAGAUCGCUUUCUCUUUCUUAACUUGAACAUGGCGCAUGGCGUCUUGAUUGUUUGCAUAAAUAAUUGAAAAUAUAAAUACUAAAUAAUUUUGCAUAAUCACAUGUGGUAAGAGAUCCCUUGUAUUUUGUUUACUUUAGAGUCAUAAUUGGUACACUUUCGAAACACACACGAUGGCAUUUUUUAUUUAUUUUGGUAAGAACAGGAACUUACGGUGUGGUACGCACGCGAUUGCGCACGACGCAGGCCACAUGAAGACUAAACACAAGACGUCCCAAUUGGGACGUAUUUGAGUAUUCACAGCGCGAGCGCUUAUAACAUAUCUGCUUUUGUUUUUAUAUAAUAUCAUUGGAGAUAGCAGAUAAAUAUACAAAACUUUUGUUGACUUUUCUAUCAGUUUUUGGUACAGAGUUUAAAUAUUGAGAAUAAUCUCAUAUCGCACUGGUCUCAAUUUAGGAUUAAUAGUAGAAAACUAGCUUUUCUUUAAUAAAAAAUAAUUAUCCCUUAAAAUAAAUCGACCUGUAAUGUCUUUGUGUUAAUAUCGGGCUUGUGUUGCCUUUUGAAAAAAAGUCGAUUUAUUUUAUUUUUUCGGGUUACUAAAGGAGUUUUCUAUCCAACAUUUUAUAACAAAUGUUUGGUCAAAAAAAAAAUUAUCCAGAAGAACAAAACAGAUCGAUCACACUUUUUAUUUUACUUUUUCCACAAAUGAUACACAAAAAAAUAAUGUGUUGGCACCUUAAAAAUUCAAUUAUCUUUGGGUUUUCUACAUGACCGGGCAUUAUCGUGUGAUUUGACAAAGUGGAAGACGACAACGUUCUUGUAACGCACAUCUUUUGUGUUGUUCAAAGAUUGCUUUGUUAAUUGAAGUCCAUUAUCCACCCACUCGUUAUUUACACGUAUCGGACCUUACAUAUCUACAAAAGUAAAGUUCAUCAUUAAAAUGUUUGUUUAGAAAUCUCCUACCACUAGAAAACGACUAAAGCAUUUCUAUUACGUGCUUUACAUAACAGACUGUACUCUGUAUUAAUAUGUUACUGUGGAUGUGUAUUGUAAUUAGGUUUAAUUUAGUUGUAUGAAUAACGCCACAAAAUAAAUAAAUUUAUAUUUAAGAGAA
Messenger RNA from Ostrinia nubilalis (European corn borer), 4085 nucleotides. RefSeq names its product transcription initiation factor IIB (gene TfIIB). The record is from RefSeq and is a predicted model, not a curated record. The transcript is spliced from 5 exons. The coding region runs from base 33 to 980 and encodes 315 amino acids. Gene Ontology annotation, cellular component: transcription preinitiation complex; nucleus. NCBI's taxonomy places the organism in Eukaryota, Metazoa, Arthropoda, Insecta, Lepidoptera, Crambidae. Gene Ontology annotation, molecular function: RNA polymerase II general transcription initiation factor activity; TBP-class protein binding. Gene Ontology annotation, biological process: transcription initiation at RNA polymerase II promoter; transcription preinitiation complex assembly.